CAUUAUUUAAUUCUUUUUACAUAUAUACCCAAAAAAGCGUCUUUUUAUGAUGGGAAGAAGAAAACAUUACAUGGACGAUGGUGAUGAUUCUUCUGAUGAAGAAGGAGGAAGAAUAAGCUUUGAUAUUACAGAAAACGAUCUCAUGGAAGAAAUGGAAGGAUUUUCUGGAUUUCGUCGAAAACGAAGGCACACAGACGAUAGCGAUGAAGAAGAAGAAGAAGAUAACGCACGCAUCAGUUUAGGAUUCGGUACUUCUUUUCAACCUGCCAAACAAACAUCACAACCACAAACACCUAAGAAUGACAAACCCAUCAAGUCAAGAUCGGCUACUCCAGCACCUGAUCCCGGCUUUGCCGAAUUCAACAAGCAUUCUAAAGGUGUUGCUCUAAAAAUGCUCGAAAAGAUGGGUUGGAAAAUGGGCCAAGGUCUUGGUGCCUCUGGUGAAGGUAUUGUGAACCCUAUAGAAGUAAAGCAACGACCGAAAGGUAUGGGCUUGCAGUUCAGAGGGUUUGAUGAACGUACGGACCAAACAAAGGUCGAAGCCAAGUUGAAAAAGGGUGAGCCACUGUCUGACGAAGAAGAACUAAAACCCAAACGAGAAGCUUGGAAGAGUCAGAGGAAGCGAAAGCCAAAGGCAGUUUACAAGACGGCAGCAGAGGUUGUUGCCGAAAUACAACAACAACAACAACAACCAUUAACAUCACAAAAGGUGUUGGAUAUGACAGGACCAGGAAUUCGAGAAAUUUCGUUAGCAGAUAUCAAGAGAUCAGAUUCUCCCACCCUAAUGGAAACAACGACUCGAUUGCCAGAACUAAGACAUAAUUUGCGUCUGAUUGUGGAUCUGGCAAGAUCAGACCUGGAAAAUCUGUCUCGAGAGAAACAGACGACGUCGUUCAAGAUGACAGCGCUCAAAGAUGAGUUAGAUGCAAUUGGAAAAAGUAUGGAUAGCAAUAGAGAAAGAUUUAGAAAACUAGAAAAGAUCAAGGAAAUAGCUUCUGAUCUAGAAAGGAUUAGCAAGGAUGCCUUGGCAACAGGAGCUUAUGAAGCAGCAAGUAUCACGGCAUUAUUUGGAGAAAAGUUUGAUAUAUUGGAAAAAGAGUUUUCACUAGAAAUCAAAGAGAUGAACUUGGAUGCACUUGUUGUGUCUGUGUGGGCACCCAUUUUAAAAUAUCGAACAGUUCAUUGGAAUGUCCUGGAUGACCCUUCCUGGGGCAUAAGCGAUUUCAAACGCUGGAAGAGAUUAUUACCUAGCAACGAUGACGAUGAAUCAGAGUGGAGCUGGACAAGGAAUGGAAGAGUACCAAAACAAAAACUUAUUUGCACUCCUUUUGAGACAAUGAUGAAUACUGUCUGGCUUUCCAAGGUCCGCAGUACGAUCAAUAAUCAAUGGGAUAUACAUGAUCCUGAACCGCUUGUUCAGCUCAUGAGUGAAUGGGAGCCGGUGCUACCAAGGUUUAUAUUUGAAAACAUCAUUCAGCAAUUGAUAUUACCCAAGAUUGUCCAAGCUGUUCAAGACUGGAAUCCACGAACAGAUGAAGUGAUGAUACAUACGUGGAUACACCCCUGGCUGCCCAUAUUAAAGGCAUGGCGACUAGCUGACUUGUUUACAACCAUACGUCAAAAGAUGGCCAUUGUGCUAAGGCAGUGGCAUCCCUCAGAUGAAUCAGCGCUGCAUAUCAUCUUACCUUGGAAGGAUAUCUGGACGAGUGAACAAACUGAACAGUUUGUCCUCAGGUCCAUUCUACCGAAACUGACAAAUACAUUAAGAGACGAGUUCGAAGUAAACCCAAGGAAUCAGGAACUAGAUUCACUCGUCUGGUGUUUGGCUUGGAAAGACAUGCUGUCGCAAACAGUCCUAGGGCAGUUGUUAGAGAACGAAUUCUUCAAUAAAUGGCUACAUGUGCUCUUUCAGUGGCUCUCCUUGGACAUAACUCAAGUGAAUUAUGACGAAAUCAGAACAUGGUAUCUCUGGUGGAGACAACUCUUUGACUCAUACGGUCUUAAUACGAAUAGACAUGUCAUGAAGGGCUUCAAGGAUGGUUUGGAUCUGAUGAACAGAGCACUGAAUGAUGAACUUGGUAUAUAAAUUUUAAACACAGAAUAAAAAAAAAAGUUAGCCACGCG
Molecule: messenger RNA, 2124 nt
Organism: Rhizopus microsporus ATCC 52813
Lineage: Eukaryota; Fungi; Mucoromycota; Mucoromycetes; Mucorales; Rhizopodaceae
Product: TFP11-domain-containing protein
Exons: 1
Coding region: 47-2086 (679 amino acids)
Biological process (GO): spliceosomal complex disassembly
Cellular component (GO): U2-type post-mRNA release spliceosomal complex
Molecular function (GO): nucleic acid binding
Source: RefSeq, a predicted model, not a curated record